CGUCCUGCUGCUGCUCAUGGGCAGCGGUGGCGGCGGCCCGGGCCGGGCGCGGCGGGGCGGCGCGGAGGCGGAGGUGGCGCCGGGUCCCGGUGCCGGCCCGGGGGGCCCCGAGCCGCGCUCCCCGCCCGCCCCCGACUACGAGGCGCUGCCGCAGGGCGCCGCCGUGUCCACGCACAUGCUGGCGGGCGCCGUGGCGGGCGUCAUGGAGCACUGUGUGAUGUACCCCAUCGACUGCGUCAAGACGCGGAUGCAGAGCCUGCAGCCGGAGCCCGCCGCCCGCUACCGGAACGUGCUGGAGGCCCUGUGGCGCAUCGCCCGCACCGAGGGCGUCUGGCGGCCCAUGCGAGGCCUGAACAUCACGGCCACCGGCGCCGGGCCGGCGCACGCCCUCUACUUCGCCUGCUACGAAAAGUUAAAAAAGACGCUGAGCGACGUUAUCCACGCGGGGGGCAAUAGCCAUGUGGCCAACGGUGCAGCCGGGUGUGUAGCAACGUUGCUCCACGAUGCAGCCAUGAACCCUGCUGAAGUGGUCAAGCAGAGGAUGCAGAUGUACAACUCGCCUUACCAGCGUGUGAUGGACUGUGUGCGGGCUGUGUGGCGCAACGAAGGGGCCGGAGCUUUCUACCGCAGCUACACCACCCAGCUCACCAUGAACAUCCCCUUCCAAGCCAUUCACUUCAUGACCUAUGAGUUCUUGCAAGAGCAGCUCAACCCCCACAGACAGUACAACCCAGGCUCCCACGUGGUCUCCGGAGCCUGUGCGGGGGCUGUUGCUGCCGCUGCCACUACGCCUUUGGACGUUUGCAAAACACUGCUCAACACCCAGGAGUCCUUGGCCCUGAGCUCCAACAUCAGCGGACACAUCACAGGCAUGGCUAAUGCCUUCAGGACGGUGUACCAAGUGGGCGGUGUGACCGCCUACUUCAGAGGGGUCCAGGCCAGAGUCAUUUAUCAGAUGCCCUCGACAGCGAUUGCCUGGUCCGUGUAUGAGUUCUUCAAAUACAUCCUCACCAAGCGCCAGGAGGAGCGUCGGGCUGGGAAGUGAGCCAGAGCCAAAUGCUGUUCCAGACCUGCCUCACAUCCCCCUCCUGGUUUGUCUUCUGACCCCUCUCCCUUUCAGUUUGGUUUGUGUUGAAGAGGGGGCAGUGAAGCCCUUUGGGGUUUAGCGAUGCCGUUUUUCCCCUGUGACUGUGCAGCUCUGCUCAGGCUGCACAGCUUGCUCUCUGCCAGGGUCCUCCAAGACACCCUGCUGGGAGCUGCAGCCCAGGUCACAUUCCCUUGCACUUUGGUGGAGCUGUGCUCCUGUCCUUCCCUUAACCACAGUGUCUCACACAAAGCUCACCCCUCUUUGGAGGGGAAGGUGAAUGUCCUGCCCGGCUUCUGGCAGGGCCAAGCUGAGCUCACAGUCGCCAAGGAGGAGGUGAUGGCGGAUGCUGGGGGCUUCGUCUGGCCUUUGGCUGAAGCGAAGUGUAAGCCUUGGCCGUUGUCUUGUAGCACGCACAUGUGAUGCUGACUGCCGCAGUGGUGGUGGUGGUGGGUGAGGGGGAGGAUGGCACUUGAGGAGGGAGCCUGUAGGUUUGUUUUUGUUCCUGCUCUUGACACCUCCAAUAAAAACAGUUCUGCUCUA
Messenger RNA from Neopelma chrysocephalum (saffron-crested tyrant-manakin), 1627 nucleotides. It is a transcript of the gene SLC25A28, whose product is annotated as solute carrier family 25 member 28. Gene Ontology annotation, cellular component: mitochondrial membrane. Gene Ontology annotation, biological process: iron import into the mitochondrion. The record is from RefSeq and is a predicted model, not a curated record. Lineage: Eukaryota; Metazoa; Chordata; Aves; Passeriformes; Pipridae. Gene Ontology annotation, molecular function: ferrous iron transmembrane transporter activity. The coding region runs from base 17 to 1045 and encodes 342 amino acids. The transcript has 4 exons.